Messenger RNA from Striga asiatica, 1785 nucleotides. The record is from the annotation of a GenBank genome assembly. NCBI's taxonomy places the organism in Eukaryota, Viridiplantae, Streptophyta, Magnoliopsida, Lamiales, Orobanchaceae.
AUGGCUUUCCCUUUAAGCUACACCAAAAGAUCGGGAGUCGCCAAAUCCUCGCUGCUCACUGAUUUCCUCAGACGAGAUGGCGAACUCGCCGCCGCCGCCGAGCUACACCCUACCAGCGACGGACAAGCCUCGGCGCUACGAGGACGACGAAUUCAAAGAAAGCAAACUUACGGUAGCUCUUUGCCCCUGCAUUUUCUGUUUGGUGCUUUUGUUCACUGUAGCCUCAAUCGUGCUCAUCGUCAAAUUCCGCUUGUACUGCCACACGCCUCUGCACUCCCUCCUCUUCAAAAAGUCCUGCCGUUAAUCCGAGCCUAUAGUUCGUUUCCUUGCUUGAAUAACUCUAGAUCCUAUAACAAAGAUGUAGAUCCGACGCGUUCCGAUUCCGAACCCGAGAGCGAUUGCGAGAAUGAAUCUUCUGCUAACGACUGCGCGAAAUUAGAGGUCGAUCGGAAGGAAGUGGAUCGGGUAUGCCAGGUGAUUGACGAAACGUUUGCCGUCGAUCGGAACAUGGAGGCCGUGCUGGACGAGUGCCAGAUUAAUCUUACUCACGAACUGGUCCUGGCUGUUUUGGAUCGGUUCAAGCAUGCCCGGAAGCCCGCUUUCCGCUUUUUCAUCUGGGCCGGACAAAAGCCCGGGUUUGAUCACGAUUCUAAUACCUAUAACGCAAUGAUGAACAUCCUCAGUAAGGCGAGGCAGUUUGAGACGAUGGCUGCAGUCUUUGAUGAAAUGGGCAGUAAGGGUUUGCUGACAAUGGAAACCUUCACCAUCUCCAUUAAGGCUUUUGCCGCCUCAAAGGAGCGGAAAAAAGCCAUUGGAAUUUUCGAUCAGAUGCGGAAGUACAAUUUUGAAGUCGGGGUUGAGACCAUAAACUGCCUAUUGGAUGCCCUGUGUAGGGCCAAGCUUGCAAAGGAAGCUCAAGCUAUUUUUGAAAAAAUGGAGCACAAAUUCACCCCGAAUGUAUUCACGUACACGAUUCUGCUCAACGGCUGGUGCCGUGUGAAGAAUCUGAUGGAAGCCUGCCGUGUGUGGAACGAGAUGAUUGAACAUGGGCUCAAGCCCGAUGUUGUCACCCACAACACAAUGCUCGAUGGCUUGCUGACAUGUGGCAAGAGGUCAGACGCGAUUAAGCUGUUUGAGGUCAUGAGGUCGAACAAGGGCCCGAAUCCAAACGUGAGGAGCUACACAAUAUUGAUCAAUUAUCUCUGCAAACACGGCUAUAUGAACGAGGCCGUUAAUUAUUUUGACGACAUGAUAAAGUCAGGGUGUGCUCCCGACCCAGCUCUGUAUACUUGCCUGAUAACAGGCUUUGCAAAACAGAAGAAAAUGGAUAUGGUGCAGAGGCUGUUAAAUGAUAUGAAAGAGAAAGGGUGCCCGCCUGACGGUCAGAUGUAUAAUGCACUGAUUAAAAUGAUGACCCGACUGAAAAUGCCAGAUGAUGCUGUGAAGAUAUACAAGAAGAUGAUACAAGGCGGAAUUCAACCUUCUAUCCACACUUACAAUAUGAUCAUGAAAAUGUACUUUGUGAUGGGAGAUUGCAAGAUGGGGCGUGGGGUUUGGGAGGAGAUGAAGAGAAGGGGAAUUUGCCCGGAUGAUAAUAGUUAUACUGUCUUGGUUGGGGGACUUAUUAGGCUGGGGAGGUCAGAGGAAGCUUGUGGGUUUCUGAAGGAGAUGAUUGACAAGGGAAUGAAGGCGCCCAGGCUCGAUUUUCUGGAGAGCGGAAACCGGAAGAGGAAAUUCCCGGGAAUAUCUGAGGUGGCAGAUGUGCUGGCAAGAUGGGGGAGAUGA